Molecule: messenger RNA, 207 nt
Organism: Komagataella phaffii GS115
Lineage: Eukaryota; Fungi; Ascomycota; Pichiomycetes; Pichiales; Pichiaceae
Exons: 1
Coding region: 1-207 (68 amino acids)
Source: RefSeq, a predicted model, not a curated record
AUGUGGGUUGCUGGGCACGAUCUAAGUAUGCGUUUGAAAUACGCAGUACCUUUCCCUAAACGCAUACAUUACGUCAUGUCCGCAUGUUUUCUGCAUGAUUAUAGUUCGCUUUCGUGCAACAAUAUACGCCGUAAAAAGCGAUACGGUUUGGAGUUUGAUGUCUUUUUUUUAGCAUCUUCGGAUCACCAAUCCGAACUGUGCAUUUGA